Acanthaster planci (crown-of-thorns starfish) is the source of this 2217-nucleotide messenger RNA. Its product is annotated as transmembrane protein 141-like. The record is from RefSeq and is a predicted model, not a curated record. NCBI's taxonomy places the organism in Eukaryota, Metazoa, Echinodermata, Asteroidea, Valvatida, Acanthasteridae.
ACGAUUUUCAUGUAGUUUACACAACACCGAACCUAGGAAACUUACUAACCGUCUGCUUUCACUUGGCUGUGGCUUGGAAUUAAACGUUUAGGAUAUGUCCUGAGAAAUUCAAGCCACAGCCAAGUGCUUCGGAUAUGAGUUGAGGUUGAAUGCGUAGUACCUGUAGUUAUGUAAACUGCCUUGUCGAAUAUCUUGGUAGUGCUCUCAGUUAUUGACAUCAUGGUUUUGGUCGGAAUAUCUGAUCUGGAUGAAGAAACAGCUGGGAAAUAUCCGGGAAUUUACCAGUAUGGACAAUGUCAGUCCAGGGCAUUCAUCAAAGGAAUCUUUGCUUUCUUUGCAGGUGGUGUAGCUGGACUGACGGCAAGUCAUGUCAUCAAGCGCCGAUAUCCCACUAUCCCAGCUGUGUACAAUGUGGUCUUUGUUGCAGGAGGUGCGAUCAUUACAUCAUACGCUGUUGCAUCGAUUGCCAGUAAGCAGUGCCAGAGAAUGUGGGUUCACACAGCCCAGCACAAUGUUCCAGCAGAUGCUAAACCAGGAAGUGUUUACGUACAAACCACUGUUCCAACUCCAGAACCAGAAUCAGUACAGUGUAAUGGAGAAGACAUCGGAUCUUUUUUAAAGCUGUAUUCGUGGUGGAAAACCAGGAAAUAGCAACGUCUUUGUCAGCUGCAUUUUGGCUAAUGACAUCUUUGACAUCUUGUCCAAAAGGGUUCGCAGCUAGGUGCCGAUUUAUGGACCGUUGAAAACAGCAGCAAAAUAUCACAUGAAAGAGUAUGCCAGUGACAGACUUAGCAGAAAACGAAUAUUGGCGCUAGUGGUAUACUUUGCUCGCUUUCCUCCUGUCGUCCUGGAUGGAAUCCCACUCAGACUUACAAGCAGAUAUUUGGGUUUCUACAUGUACAUGUCGUCCCUGUUUGAAUCUGCUGUCUUUGUGACAUCAUCACGUCGUGUUCCCAUUACGACCUUUGAAACCUAGCAUUUCUCUCUGGACUUCCAAUGUUUUGGCAGACUUCAGAGCAACACUUCGUCUGCAUUUCCAAGAUUUAACUCUCAAUUAAAUUACUAGAAGGAAUCAUGACAACUAUAAGUAAAAUAUUCUAUGAAAUCUGGACGAUAGUGAAUUAAAAACAACAUAACAAAACUGUGAUUGUUCAGCUUUUUAAAUGAGAAAGUUUAUUCCUAAUGGAGAAUUGUUGCAUUGAAGCAUGAAAAAGGUAUUGUAAAAACAGAACAAACUUCAGUGUCCAGUAUAUUCACACAGUGUUGUUAUCGUAAUUGAUCUGAUUAUUUUGAUGGAAAUGACGUUGGCAGGGUUAACAUAUUUCGCAUGAAGCACCACGAAUCCGCAUUAGUACAUGCACCAAUGCGUGAGCGGAUAUCCGUGUACAUGGGUGGGUGUACAUAUGUUCUUUUGACAAAUUAUGGAAGAAAAUUCUGCGCUGAACCUAAAAAGUACACCACUUCCUCCUCGGUGAGCUCCGUUGGUCUUCCAAAACACAUUUUUUGGUCAAAGUUUUGCGCAAGUACACAUGAAUUUACCCCACCAAUAUUACCUUGACUCUGAUAAAAUACCAAGACGAUAUCUGCAGGCUGCAAGAUACGUGUAAGUACAUGUACAUUAUAUGUGGUACAGUACAGACACUGUCCUAGUUCAUCUGAUUUAAAUCCGCCUGUGAAUGAAUCACAAUUCUGCGUAAAUUUCCUUUCAAAAAAUUCUGAAGGCAAGGAAAAAUUACGAGGCCAAAUAUAAGUACUGAUUGAAAACGAUAGGCUGGGGGAAGUUGAAGGGUUGACAAGGAAAAACUGCGAUUAAACGCGAACAGUUACAAGUGUUGACUUUCUUUUUGUGUUUCCUGUCUACGUAUAUUUACAUGUAUAGGCCACUAGGCCUAUGUGCGUGGUGACCAACUUUCAACGUGCUUUUUUUCAAGACGCACCCUGUGUAACGUUCUGCCACGAUUUUGCAGUGCUGAGAAGUGAUGGCUUCGUAACACCAUUUAGCCAAAUCCCUGGACAAACGGACAAUUUUGGAACAAUAACUCUCACUGUAUUUGAAGGCCUACAUGUAUGUAUUUGCAAGCAUCUUCCACAACAUCUGGUCUUCGUAUUUUUUUUUCGUUUGUGUUGUCUUCCAUGUUUGUUGUAUCCAUGUACGUGUUACUGUACUUUCUUUAAUGUGAUGUACAUUCAUUAAAUGUGUUCAUUGUCAUCAACGUG